AUGACGUCGUGUGGCACGCCGAUAGAGCUACGCUGUGGGAUUACAUUGCAGAAUAGGCUUGUCAAGUCAGCGCUAGAAGAGUCGUUGUGCAAGCUCGGAGGCAGUGCGCCGACACCCGCGCUCGUGCGUCUCUAUCAACAGUGGGAUGUAGGUGGAUGGGGAAUGAUAAUAACGGGCAAUAUACAAGUCGAUUCCCGCCAUAUAGGCCUGCCAUUCGACGCGACGCUGCAAAGUCAUGCAUCAGAGAAGCAUGGGAAAUACGAGGAGAACAAGUGGCGCAGGCUCGCCCAGGCAGUCCCGCAUACUCCUCUCAUUGGCCAGCUCAAUCAUCCCGGUGCACAAUCGACGCGAUGGACCUUCUCGAAAGCGCCGUGGACGCGCAAUGUCUCGGCCAGUGGGAGUGGGAGUGGGAGUGGGAGCGAAAGCAUCAGGCAAAGUAAAACCAUCAGCCCUCUCUUCCCGCCUUGUCGUGCACUGAGCGAGAUUGAAGUACACGCAAUUAUUUCUCAAUUCAUCAACGCUGCCCUCUUCCUCCAGCGCAGCGGAUUUGAUGGCGUACAGAUACACGCUGCUCAUGGCUACCUCCUCGCGCAGUUUCUUUCGCCGGGCACUAAUAGGCGCACUGACGCGUACGGUGUGCGGUGCACAAUUCUCGUGCAGAUCCUUCGCGCUGUGCGUAGCGCGUGUGGGGAUACUUUCUGCAUCGGUGUCAAACUCUCUGCGGGUGAUUACAACAAUCACAGUAACCAUAAACAGCGCAGUGGUUUGUUGAUGGAAGAUGCGCUGGAGAAUUACUUGGCUAUCGUUAACUCAGAUGUAGCCAUUGACUUUGUCGAAAUCAGCGGUGGGAGUUAUGACUCACUCGCUUUCUUGAGCCGUUCUCAAGGCGUCUUCUUUGAGGAGUUUGCGCGGAAGAUUCGGAGGAGUGUGGAUGGUGCGGAUGAACACCAUGUGCACUCAAGCCACGCUAACCACCCAAUCACCCAAUCACCCCGUCUCAUUCUCACAGGAGGUAUCCGCUCACGCACUACGAUCGAUCGCCUACUGAGUGAACAGCUUUGCGAUAUGGUCGGUAUGGGGCGGCCUGCGUGUGUAUUUCCCGCUGUGGCGCGUGCUAUGGUGAAUAAUAGCGAGCACUCUGUCGACCUCACACCGUACGAGGUGGACAGCGUGUGCGGAGUGCGCACGUUGGGUUUCGUAGGCAUGAUGUGCUGGGUGCUGUGA
Wallemia ichthyophaga EXF-994 is the source of this 1224-nucleotide messenger RNA. RefSeq names its product NADH oxidase. The transcript has 3 exons. Bases 1 to 1224 code for a protein of 407 amino acids. Gene Ontology annotation, molecular function: FMN binding; oxidoreductase activity. The record is from RefSeq and is a predicted model, not a curated record. Lineage: Eukaryota; Fungi; Basidiomycota; Wallemiomycetes; Wallemiales; Wallemiaceae.